AUGGAUUUUACUUCGUUCUUGACGUCCCUGGGGACUUCAUUUGUGAUAUUUUUUAUUUUGAUGAUUGUGUUUGCGUUUCUAUCGAGUAAGCCUGGAAACAAUGUGGUGUACUACCCCAACAGGAUCCUCAAGGGGUUGGAUCCAUUGGAAGGAGGGUCCAAGAGCCGCAACCCUUUCUCUUGGAUCAAGGAGGCCAUGUCUUCUUCAGAACGUGAUGUUAUUACCAUGUCUGGGGUUGACACUGCCGUCUACUUUGUCUUUCUCACCACUGUGUUGAGUAUCCUAGUUUUAUCUGGAGUUAUUCUGCUACCGGUUCUUUUGCCACUUUCUGCUACUGAUAAUGCUAUGAAGAGACAAGGUGCGAAGACACAAACGACUAGCAAAGGAACUUUCAAUGAACUUGACAAGUUAUCAAUGGCUAACAUCACUGCAAGGAGUCCGAGGCUGUGGGGAUUUUUAGUUGCAUGUUAUUGGGUUUCAAUUAUUACAUAUGUUCUCCUAUGGAGGGCUUACAAACAUGUGUCAUGGCUGCGAGCCGAAGCUCUUAAGUCUCCUGAUGUGAAGCCUGAACAAUUUGCCAUAGUGGUGAGAGACAUACCUCAUGCUCCUCAAGGUCAGACUAAGAAAGAACAGGUUGAUGCUUAUUUUAAAGCCAUCUAUCCGGAGACAUUUUACAGAUCUAUGAUUGUAACAGACAACAAAGUGGUGAACAAGACUUGGGAGGCCUUAGAAGGGUAUAGGAAGAAGCUUGCCCGUGCCGAAGCAAUAUAUGCAGGGUCUAAAACAACUGCAAAACCAGAAGGAACAAGACCUACAACCAAGACUGGCUUCCUUGGACUUUUUGGUAAAAAGGUGGAUAGCAUAGAUUAUUACAAUGAUAAGAUUAAUGAAGCUGUUACAAAAUUGGAAUCUGAGCAAAAGGUCACUCUCAGAGAGAAGCAGCAAGACGCUGCUCUGGUAUUUUUCUCAAGUAGAGUGGUUGCAGCAUCUGCAGCUCAGAGUUUGCAUGCACAAAUGGUUGACACUUGGUCAGUCUUUGAUGCUCCUGAACCCAGUCAACUAAUAUGGCCUAAUUUGAAAAUCAAGUAUUUUCAGAGAGAGCUGAGGCAGUACUUGGUGUAUGUCAUUGUGGCGCUGACUAUAUUCUUCUACAUGAUUCCAAUUACAUUUGUAUCUGCAUUUACUACUUUAGAUAAUUUGGUGAAAUAUCUCCCAUUCAUAAAGCCAAUUGUUCGUAUAAAGGUUUUGAGAACGGUGUUGGAAGCUUACCUCCCUCAACUUGCGUUGAUGAUUUUCCUGGCAAUGUUGCCCAAGUUGCUUCUGUUUUUGUCUAAAUUUGAAGGCAUUCCAACUGAAAGUCAUGCAGUUAGAGCUGCAUCUGGAAAGUAUUUUUAUUUCAUCGUGCUGAACGUUUUCAUUGGAGUUACUAUUGGUGGAACCUUGUUCAAAGCGUUCAAUAGAAUUCAGAAGAACCCAAACAUAAAUGAAAUUUCGUCCUUGCUAGCUGAAAGCCUCCCGGGCAAUGCUACUUUUUUCUUGACCUAUGUGGCCCUUAAAUUUUUCGUUGGCUAUGGCCUUGAAUUGUCCCGAAUUGUUCCUCUUAUUAUAUACCAUUUGAAGAGAAAGUAUCUUUGCAAGACCGAAGCUGAGUUAAAAGAGGCUUGGCAUCCUGGAGAUCUUGGUUAUGGAACUAGAGUUCCUGGUGACAUGCUGAUUGUCACAAUUGUCUUCUGUUACUCUGUUAUUGCUCCUGUGAUAAUCCCAUUUGGUGUGCUAUAUUUCGGCCUAGGAUGGCUUGUACUGCGAAAUCAGGCCCUCAAAGUCUACGUACCAACAUAUGAAAGUUAUGGAAGACUGUGGCCUCACAUACACAACCGAAUAGUAGCAUCUCUGAUAUUAUACCAAAUUACCAUGUUUGGGUACUUCGGGGCACAGAAAUUCUACUAUACACCACUUGUGCUUCCUCUUCCCUUUUUGUCACUGCUCUUUGGUUUUGUCUGUGCAAAGAAAUUCUACCCCGCCUUCCAACAUCCAGCACUUGAUGUUGCAGCUAAUUCUCUGAAGGAACCUCCCAAUCUGGAUUUGAUUUUCAGAUCUUAUAUUCCACCAAGCUUGAGUUCUGAAAAGAUAGAAGAUGACAGGUUUGAAGAUGCAUUGUCUUCAGUUUCGAGAGCAACACCUGUUUGA
Molecule: messenger RNA, 2187 nt
Organism: Sphenostylis stenocarpa
Lineage: Eukaryota; Viridiplantae; Streptophyta; Magnoliopsida; Fabales; Fabaceae
Source: the annotation of a GenBank genome assembly